AAAGUGUUUUUGUAAUUGCCGGCUCUAAAAUUUUUAAUCAUGUCUUAUAAUGCAUGAAGUUUGAUGUCGAUGAAUAAAUUAAUCUGAAUAUAUUGUAAAUAUAUUUAGAUUAAUUAAAAAAGAAAUUGUCAUUAAUGAAGAAAUUUUGAAAAUUAUUUUUUCUCGCUUCAAAGACUGAGAAACCAAACACUAAAUUAUUCAAAAGAAAACAAAAUGACUAUCUUUCAAGCGAGAACGUUAUCAGUCACUUAACGUGUUAUCAGAGAUAAUCUUAUUCCUCGUUAUUAUAUGUAAAAACAAUAACAGACAAAUAUCAGACCAUAAAAGUUAAAUGGAAAAACUACAUAAGUCAAGUAGUAAACCGUUGAUUAAAUCCAGUGAUAAUAUCAUGCAGAUAAAUCAGCUCAAAACUUAUGACACAAAAGGUAACACUAAAAAAAUGUCAGUGUUUUCAGAAUCUACAUUAUUUGUCACUUCAACUAAGAAAAGUUCUUUUUUUGGUUCACGUAAAAACAUUGUUGCAAGCAUUCAAGAAGAAGAAGAAGAAUACGAAGAAAAAGAAUUAGAAGAGACCAAGAAUGAUAACUUAUUACAAGAUAAUUCAAACAAUGUUGACUAUAUCAGAUGUAUAAUGUGCUGCAGCAACAAAACUUUUAUGCAUUGCACAAAUUUAAAUACAUUAAAAACUUGCUACAGAUGUAGACAUUUAAAAAACAGGAACGAAUUUUCAUUUAUUACUGAACGCAGACGAAGUUUACAAGAACUCACUUCAAUACCAGAACGUUUGUGCGAUAAUGAAACAGAUGCAUGCAAUCUGGAAAUGGUCGUAGAAAAAGAAGUUUAUAGACUUCUUCAAUUAAAAAAUCGAUACGGGAAAUACGAGUCAGUAGGUCGAAGAAAAAGUAUAAAUUAACUGAAUUUGCCAAUGAACAUUUUAAGGAAAAAACUCCUGCCUAACCCAUAAUAGCAAAAAUUAUGAAAACAUAUAUAGCGCAUAUAUUUAAUGUAAUGGAAAAGUUGUCCACUCCACAAGGCAACUAACUGGAGGAUUUGAUAAACUAAUCAUCCAUGUCAACUUUUUAACUAUUAUUUAGAUAUUUAUAUAUGUAUGUAUGUAUAUACUGUGCAUAAAUUAUAUAAAACACUUGCUGUAAAAUUUAUUAUUUCAUAUUUGGUAACUAUGU
Hydra vulgaris (swiftwater hydra) is the source of this 1184-nucleotide messenger RNA. The record is from RefSeq and is a predicted model, not a curated record. NCBI's taxonomy places the organism in Eukaryota, Metazoa, Cnidaria, Hydrozoa, Anthoathecata, Hydridae.